This is a messenger RNA of Cladophialophora carrionii CBS 160.54, 792 nucleotides long. RefSeq lists its product as uncharacterized. The record is from RefSeq and is a predicted model, not a curated record. Lineage: Eukaryota; Fungi; Ascomycota; Eurotiomycetes; Chaetothyriales; Herpotrichiellaceae. The transcript has 2 exons. Bases 1 to 792 code for a protein of 263 amino acids.
AUGGUUCAAGACCCGGCCUCUAACGUCGACAAGCCCGUAUUCGUCAUCGUCCCGGGUUCGUUCUCGCCGGCCCCAUUCUACGCCGAUGUCGUCGACGCAUUGCGCUCGCAUGGCUACGAGGCCAUCGUCGAAACACUGCCAUCAUCCGCUCGGUCGCCUCGUCGGGGCGAGAAAGCGGCGACCAUGCAGGACGACACGGACCUUUUCCGCGACAUCGUGGAGAAACUGGCCGACCAGGGGAAGGACGUCGUCAUUGUGACACACUCGUACGGCGGCAUUCCAGGGACCGAGUGCUCCAAGGGUCUUUCAAAGGAGGAGCGAAAAGCGGCGGGCAAAGCCGGUGGGAUUUCGAGGUUCGUAUACGUCACCUCGGUGGUGCCGACACCGGGGAACUCAUUGAAGGACCUGAUGGGCGAGUUGGUCCCAUCGUUCAUCAACAUAGAGGGCGAGUUCAUGAGCCAUGUUACCGAGGAAAGUGCCAAGUUGACCUUUUCGGAUCUGCCUUUCGAGGAGGCCAAGGUCUGGGCGGAGAGGAUGUCUUAUCACUCGGCGUCCAGCUUCGAGGGAAAGCUUACAUAUCCGGGGUACAACAAGAUCCCCGUCUCGUAUAUCUUUUGUGAGAAGGAUGUCAUCUUGCCGCCGGAGUUUCAAAGAUCGGUGAUUGCCGGUAUCGAACGGGAGAGCGGGAAGAAGGUGGAUGUUCUUCGCUUGAGCGCGGCGCAUUGCCCCAAUAUCACUGCUCCUCAAGAACUUGCUGCCAUCGUCGUCAAGGCGAUUGCGACGGCAGGAUGA